Molecule: messenger RNA, 1680 nt
Organism: Priapulus caudatus
Lineage: Eukaryota; Metazoa; Priapulida; Priapulimorpha; Priapulimorphida; Priapulidae
Product: band 7 protein AAEL010189-like
Exons: 7
Coding region: 1-567 (188 amino acids)
Cellular component (GO): plasma membrane
Source: RefSeq, a predicted model, not a curated record
AUGAGACACAGGACCGUCGUGAAGGACUGGUUGAGUCGGAAGGGUAUUUUCUUCGUUGUUCCAUGCACUGAUGAAUACAAGAAAGUAGAUCUCCGGACUAUAUCUUUUGACGUUCCACCCCAGGAGAUAUUUACCAAGGACUCGGUGACGGUCGCCGUGGACGCCGUCAUCUAUCUCCGCAUCAAGAACGCGACGGCACAAUCUAUUCUGGACGAGGCCACCGAUCCUUGGGGAAUUCUGGUGGAGAGAGUAGAGUUAAAGGACGUGAGGCUCCCGGUGCAGCUUCAGCGUGCGAUGGCGGCGGAGGCUGAGGCAUCGAGAGAGGCUCGUGCAAAGGUGAUCGCUGCUGAAGGAGAGCAGCGGGCCGCGAGGGCGCUCAGGGAGGCAGCUGACGUCAUGGGGGAGUCCUCGGGCGCCAUGCAACUGAGAUACCUGCAGACGCUAAACUCGAUUUCGGCCGAGAAGAAUUCAACCAUCAUCUUCCCGAUUCCUAUCGAGAUGAUGUCGAAAAUGUCGUCAGGCAAACCGACUCGAUCGCCGGAACACGAGCAAUCAGUAGGGCUGUGAAAACGCCUGCGGUGUUCAACCGGCAGCGAUAUAGCAAUCAAGAAGAAAGGAGGCAUAAAGAUUAUUCCCCGUAUUCUUUGUCGAAUAAUUUGUCCAUACAUGGUUGAGUACGAACGUGUAUUCCCCAAGAUGUUAUUGACAUUCAUGACGUUUGUUAAUCAUCGGCUGAGAACAAGCUAUAGGUAUGUUGUACUUAUCGCUGUCUGAAUGGUUAUUAAGAUCAGAUGACUGUAAAAUGUUCGGAUAUGUUCGGAUAUGUUCAGAUAAUGUUCUCCAAAUUCAGAAUCUUUCUCGGUGAUGACGGGUUCCUAAUGAAAGGUGUAUCAUUUUGGACGAGGCGCAUGAGUCGUGACCUUGGACGUGGCGGAGGAAGAGGCAGCUAUUUGAUGUUAGUUUUCCUUGAAGAGUGCAGUUUCGCGUAGCAGUACAAACCUGGCAUUGAAUCAGCAUUUAACUUGCUGUUCACGAUUGAGAAUGGUUAGUAUAUUAGAAAGUGAAUGUUUCGCAGUUGUCUGCAUCAGGCUUUACUAUAACUGGAAUGUCACCAGAACAUGUGCAAAAUUAACAAUUUCUUCGUUCAAUAUUUUAUUACUAUUAUUCGAUUUAAAUUUAAUGACACCGUCAAGGUGAACAAUUAUUGGUCGAUUAUUUCGUCAUUCGAGCCAAUUAUUUCAUGAAGUUUUAAUUACGGUUACGGGGGAGUCAGGUUUUUGUAUUCUAUAUUUGUCACAUGAUGUGAUUGUAUUUCAUGGCGUGUUUUUCAUGUUUAUUUUAGAAAGUGACCUACAAGCCAGAGGUGUCUUACCUUAUGUUAUAUUAUACCAGUCAUGUAGGCACGUAUAUCACUCUGGAGUUAUGAGUAUAUAUUAUAUGAGUAUGAGUUAUAUGUAUGAUAUAUAUAUAUCAUAUAUAUAUAUAUAUAUGUAUAUAACGUAUUAUAUAUAUAUAUAUAUAUACGAAAUACACUGCAGUGUAUUUCAGUAUUCACCCUAUUGUCAUUUUCAUGAGGCUAUUCUAUGGCAGCGGGCAGUCUUAUUGUCUCAGCAGUGUACCGUGAUUUUGUGUGGUUUGCUCGACAUGUACGUUCUAUAAUAUAAUUGUGUGUAAUUACUA